Messenger RNA from Coniosporium apollinis CBS 100218, 1146 nucleotides. RefSeq lists its product as uncharacterized. NCBI's taxonomy places the organism in Eukaryota, Fungi, Ascomycota, Dothideomycetes. The record is from RefSeq and is a predicted model, not a curated record. The coding region runs from base 1 to 1146 and encodes 381 amino acids. The transcript has a single exon.
AUGGCCGAAGUAUCAUCAAGCUCACCAGUCCCCGACUCUGGCUCCUCCGCAGCCUCAGUAUCCUCCGAAAUUGCCGCCUCGGUAUCGUCUGCGGUGCUCUCCUCGAUUGAAGCGGCGCCUUCGAUAGUAACCGUCACAUCCUCCGGUCCUAUCGUCACCUCCGUCGCAACUGUCGCACCGGCCGACCCUUCCACUGUUGUGUUCACAUCACUCGUCACUGCCUCUCCCACAAUUCCAGGAGAGACUCCGACUCCAGUGGUCGUGGUCGUCACUGCUACCAGCACACCGACUACAACAGAAGUGGUGAACGAUCCUGUGUUGAGCACAACAGCAGCCGCAUCGUCUUCAUCCACGGCGGCAUCAGUGCAACCGGGAGCAAGCGAUGCGAAUGGUACAGAUGGCGGCCUCUCCGCCGGUGGAAAGACAGCAGUGGCUGUUGUCGUUCCAGUCGUCGCGGUAGCGCUACUGCUACUCGGUGGACUGUUCCUGUGGCGACGACGGAGACAACGCCAAACCCAGCAGGAGGCUCGAAGAAAGGAAAUCGAGGAAUAUGGUAUCAACCCGAACCACGACCCUACGAUGCCCGCCAUGGGUGCCGCGACGGGUUCCGAGAUGACGGAAGAUGCAUCCGGAUACAGAGGGUGGGGGAACGCGACGACUGCAACCCGGAAGACCUCAACAACGCUAUCAAACGGCCUAACGCAGCUCUCAGACAGCGGCAACUCCGGCGGCUACCAUAGCCCCGGCUCACCUACGCAAGGCACAGCCUCAGACGGCCGCUCGGGAGACCCGCUCGUAGACAAUCGGCGAGAGACAAUGGAUUCUGAAACCAUCGGCGCGCUUGGAGCAGCACCGGUCGCAAGUUCAAACCGUGCGGACGUCCGUCGUGGUCCUUCUAAUGCGUCGUCAUCAUACUCUGCCGGGAACCGAUCGGAUCAUUCUGACCCACCGGUGCCGGUGCCCAAUCCCCAGGACUAUUACAACGACAAUGCGUACUUCCAGCCUGGUCCGUACGGCGACGGCCCAUACGGCGGAGUCGUUCAACAACCGGUCAUUCGAGAUGUGUCAGCGAGGAGAAAUACGAGAAUAGAGAAUCCGAGCGUGUUCCCACAGCAAGGGAAUUCAGGUAUCGCGCAAAACUUCUGA